Messenger RNA from Pungitius pungitius (ninespine stickleback), 9695 nucleotides. It is a transcript of the gene socs5b, whose product is annotated as suppressor of cytokine signaling 5b. Bases 384 to 2078 code for a protein of 564 amino acids. Gene Ontology annotation, biological process: intracellular signal transduction; phosphatidylinositol phosphate biosynthetic process. The transcript is spliced from 2 exons. Lineage: Eukaryota; Metazoa; Chordata; Actinopteri; Perciformes; Gasterosteidae. Gene Ontology annotation, molecular function: 1-phosphatidylinositol-3-kinase regulator activity. The record is from RefSeq and is a predicted model, not a curated record. Gene Ontology annotation, cellular component: phosphatidylinositol 3-kinase complex.
ACCUUCCCUCACGCUCGACGCGGUGCGCCUCUCCGGCUCUCUGUCCGCCUCUCCGCCGUCAUAGUGGCUGCUCCAAGCGGCAGCGACCCCGGCAGAAAAGGCCGUAAGACCCCCGCCAUGGUGAAGAACGGGUUUGCGAGGCGCUCGAAGAAUGAUUUGGCCUUUUAAAUAUUUUUAUCAGUGUUUUAACUAACUCGUUUAAAAAUGGUAAAAUAUUCGGGAUGAUACCAUCAAGUGCCCGCGUACGUUCACUGCUUUCAUCCAAAACCGUGGUCCGCAAGGGGGAUGUAUGCCUGACUUCUCUUAAUAGCCAUUUUCUGCAGACAAAGAGCUCUGUUGAAUAGAGCUUUCCAAAGGCACACGGGUCCCGGGGGCUCCUGUUGAUGAAGAAAGUGGGCAACAUGUGGAGCAACCUGAAGAGCAAAUGCCAGACACUGUUUCACAACAACGGUUCCGGACCCAGUGAAAGCAGGGCGGAGGCCGACUGCGUCCACUGCGUGGUGGACCUCGGCCUCGGAAGCAGCUCAGGUGAGGCGCAGGCAUCGCGAGCCUCGAGCCCUGCACGGGGCCUCCUGCCAGUGCCGAUGGCGACGGUGGGACGCCGCCACCACCACAACUGUGUGUCGGACAUCCCCCAGAUAGUGGAGAUUACGAUCGACAAGGACAGCGAGGAUGUGCGGGGCGGAUCGGGCGGCACGCCCAUGGCCCGGAGAGACUCCUAUUCCCGCCAUGCCCCGUGGGGGGGCAAGAAAAAACACUCGUUUUCUACCAAGACCCAGAGCUCUCUGGAGGCAGAGCGGCGGCCCGGGCGUCUACGGGGGUCCGGGAAUCGCAGGGACAGGCGUUACGGCGGCGGCUCCAUCCAGGAGAUGUGCGACUCGGUGUCUGGAGGGCGCAGUCUCAACGGUCGUUCUCUGCGCCAGCGGCUGAGCGACACAGUGGGGCUGUGCUUACCGCUGCCCGCUCGCAGACGCUGCCGCUCCUCUAAGAACCCCGUCAGCUCCAAGCGGAAGAUCCACCUGACGGAGCUCAUGCUGGAGACCUGCCCCUUCCCGCCGGGCUCAGACCUUGCAAACAAGUGGCACCUGAUCAAGCAACACACGGCACCGGUCAGCCCGCAUUCCUCCACCGCCCUGCUGGACGCCUUCGACCCAGCGCACCCGUCUCCCGAGGACGAGGAGGAGCGUCUGCGCGAGCGCCGGCGACUUAGCAUCGAGGAAGGUGUGGACCCCCCACCUAACGCUCAGAUCCACACCCUGGAGGCCUCAGUGCCGGGCUCCUCCCUCUACAAACUGGGACCAAAAUUGGGUCCUGGCACAGGAGAGUCCUCCGGGGAAGGCCGCGCCUCGGGCAGCAGCUCUGCGGCCGGCGGCUCGUUGGGGGCCUGCGGGCCUGUGUUGGGGGCUGCAGCGUCAGCGGCUCAGGACUGUGACUCCGAGGAGGAUACGACCACCCUCUGUCUGCAGGCCCGGAGGCCCAAGCAGAGGCACGCCUCAGGGGACGCCCACCUCAGCAGGCAGCAGCCCGGCCCCUGGAAGGUUCACACUCAGAUAGACUACAUCCACUGCCUGGUGCCAGACCUGCUGCAGAUCACCGCCCUACCCUGCUACUGGGGCGUGAUGGACCGCUACGAGGCCGAGGCGCUGCUGGACGGACGGCCCGAGGGGACCUUCCUUCUGCGCGACUCCGCCCAGGAGGACUACCUCUUCUCUGUUAGCUUCCGCCGUUACAACCGCUCGCUGCACGCCCGCAUCGAGCAGUGGAACCACAAUUUCAGCUUUGACGCCCACGACCCUUGUGUUUUCCACUCUUCCACCGUCACAGGACUGCUAGAGCACUACAAGGACCCCAGCGCCUGCAUGUUUUUUGAACCGCUGCUCACGGCACCUCUCCAUCGGACCUUUCCCUUUGGCCUGCAGCACCUGGCCCGAGCCGCCAUCUGCCGCUGGACCACUUACGAUGGUAUAGGCUCUCUGCCGCUGCCCCCUGCCCUGCAGGACUUCCUCAAGGAGUAUCACUAUAAACAGAAAGUACGAGUUCGCUGGCUGGAGAGGGAACCGCCACUCAAGGUCAAAUAGGGUGGGCUUCUCCAUUGCCUGUACACACUGCAGGAGGAUUAUGGAAUUUAGAGAAAUAAUCUAAAAAAUAGUCCUCAUUAGCCAAUUAGACACUAUACUGAUACAACCCUCUUUCUGGCGAGGGAUGGGAUUUAAAUGUAACAAGAUUCAUUCUAAUCUUUGUUUUAGUUACUGCUUACAUCACAGAAUAUACAUAUGAUCAUAUUCAGUAUAACGCUGUCUGGCAAGCACAUGUUUUUUUGUGUUGAACAGGUUGUUUUGACAGGGAUGGACGGCACAAAUAUCAGCGCUUUGUGUCUUUAUUUUCGCCUGCUUUGUGCUAAAUGCCUGCCUGGUCCCACAACAUCACCCUGCCUGUAGACCUGCCCGCAUGCCCCCCCCCCCGUAUUCAUCCCAAAAUGCUAUUUAGGCCCACAUGGCUACAUUGUACAGUUCACUUUGUGCUUUCUUUUUUUUUUUUUUUUUAGCUAAAGCACCUAGUGGGGCACCUUCCCAAGAGGGUUUUAAGAUGUGUGUGUUUGUGUGCGUGUGUGUGUGGGUGGGUUGAGAGGGCAUCCAAUGAUGCCAUUAUUUUAUUGCAGUCAGAGCUUGUCCCAUGGAUGGAGCUACAUAAGGCACAUUCUUUGCACGCAUGAGCAUCAGCUAAGCCGGGGGCAGAUUCUGAGAGGGUCCACAGAGUUCAGGGCAGCACAUCAGGGAAAUGAAAUGCUUUCUAAGGACUGUAGAUUAGUCCUUUUUUAAACAAAAAAGCCCAUAGUUCCUCCUCAAGCAGUAAUAGUGAAUGAUGAAUCCUUCUGCUGUGUCCUAUUCAGUGAGCAAGCAGAACGUUUCAACGUUAUUUCCAUUGUGCAUCAUUGCUUUCCAGAUUAUUUUCUUGCGAUCUGUCCCUCUUAACAAUUCUUGCCAUAGUUGUGUGACUGUUCUUCAUUUUGCGUUUACUCACAGUUUCUUUCUCCCUGAAUGCGAUUUAGCUUCCAGGGUAACAUGUGAGCAGUUUGUGUAGCUACGUGAGGUCUUGUUGGUGCUGGUACCUCUUGUUGGCAUCUGGAAUCUACGUAUCCCAGUCCGAUUGAUACUUUGCCUGACACAUGGUGUAGAUUGCACCAAGACGAGCUGUAGGUGAAGUCCAAAAUCCCCAAUGCCAGAGUCCUUAUUUGAAAAAAUAACUGAAAGGAUCUGCUUGAACUACUCAGGCUUCUCCUGAUACUUCAAAGGCCAACCAAGAACCGGUUUUGAUUAGUUGGUUAGUGUCUUUUACAACAUAAUUUAUAUUUCUGCUAAGAAACUGUUAAAAUAUGUUGUUAAUGAAUAAUCACUGUGUCGCCGACAGAGAAAAAAUGCUGUAGCCUAUUCUUUGGAGCUGAGCUCCCCGACUACAGCGUCUCAGCCCCGAACACAUCCCCUCGUGGCCCGGAGGCAUUUAUAGUUCCUGGUCAUGGCUCUGAGCACAGGCAGAACUCGACUCCGAAGAGGUCGGCAUAUCUCUGAGAGAAGGAUCUCAGUUGGGUUACUUGGGACAAAUACUUUGUCUGCCAGCCAGUCCUUUCUGUUUUUGUUCUCAUUAUGAAGAGGAAAUAAGUGUGACCUAUGUGCCUUUCAGAGAACCGUAUGUCACGAUACCCAAUAAUUAGUUGCUUUGUAGUCCAACACCUGCAGCGGGAGGUGUUCUUAAACCAUGAAAUGAGAAUGCAGAGAAUAAUGACGACAAGGUGCUCGGCUAUUUGUACGACGCAUGUUGGAGGAAUUUGUAACGGAUACAAUUUUAGCGGUGCUACGUUUGGCGACAGACUAUUGAAAUAAGUUGUACAUGCGUCUGUUCUCGCUCACUAACGCAUUCGUCUCCCGCACGUCACGUCCCGUAUGCUACCACGAGGUGGUGAGUGGGUCCGAUGGCAGCCCUCCUGUAGCAUAUGUCACACAGACCAAUCAAUCAGCCACAGUGUUAGUUCUAAAUCAUGGUCGUGAUGAUGAUGAUGAUGAUGACACACGUUACCUGGCUCUGACAAUGACUUUGACAAUGAGAUGGUCUGAGGUGAAAACGGUGCAUAUUCCUCGGUCCCAUAUCCAUCUGCGAGGAUGAACCCGAGCACACGUGGAGUGUGUUUCGUAGCCUGUGACUGUCUGAGCCGGGGACCAAAGAGUGUGCUUCAGCGUAUUAAUGUGCCUGGCGGUGCUCUAAUGAUCAUAUUUCAGAGUUUCAUACCAGUAAAAGUAUGUUAACUGGCUCGUCUGUGUGAGUAUAUACACACAAAGACACUGUGAAACUCAACACUUGACAACCUCCUCUGUUGUCUCAUUUUCACUUGUCUGGCAGGUAACAAGACAUUUCUUUAUGCAGCUGUGAAAAGAUAACUUUCAUAUGGAAGAGUAAACUUUUCUCAAUUCUCACCAGCCCAUUUUUACUUUCUCUACUGAUUUCACAGAACAUCUCGAACCCUUUCAGGCCCCCCUGCACUUUGUUCUCAGAAAGCUUGAAUACGUACGGCGGGAGUGGGUGUUGAUUUGGGCGCGGUGGGGGGCAUACGGUAGACAUUUGAGUUGCUUGCACUUGGUGUUUUUAGGAGUUUUAGCAUCCACACUGGCGAAUAGAGGAAAUCAGUGUCGGUGUCACCCGUCUGUCCGUGCUCCCGCCUCUUCUCAGCGCCCCACGCCCCUCGCAGGCACUAAUCACACGCUAAUUUCACCAUGUCGGGGAUAUACAUGUACUGGUUACUAAAAGGGUCACUCAGUGUUGCCUCAGAGCUGAGGGAGGCCUUUUUUCAUAUUUUAACUGCCCCCACAGCCCCCCCCCCCACCUCUGUGCUGAUGUGGAGGUGGCGUGGAGUGAACUGAGGCCUGUUUGUCCUACCCGCUAGGCUAAAGUUGACGCUACUCGCCGGGAGGGGGGGGGGGGGGGUGUGGGGGGACAUUCAACGACUCCCUGUGUGCACAACAGAGAGGGCUCUGGAUCAGUUGAAGUAAAAAAGCACUUUAAUUGCGUAUUUGUGUUUGACGGCAGCGUCUGCGAGUACAAGGACAGCGGCAAUUUAUUUAGUCUCUUAUAUUGGAUUUGAAAUGACUGGCUGAACACUUGAGGCUUUGAUUAGCAUCCAUAUUGGGAAAACACUUCAGCCUCACCUGAUCACCGGGAGCAGAGAGGUUCAGCCCUGAUAUGCUGCGUUACAGAGCCACAAAUUGUCCAAAUAUUUAUUGACGGCACUGUUUUUGUGUUUGGGCUCAAAGCGGGAGCGCUAGUUGCGUAAGAAAAUGCCAGCAGUCUUGACAAACACAUUUCCCUUGUAUAUUCUGGUCGUGUCCAGGGAGCUGCGUUCUCGCCGUAUGGCGAUGCACAUUUGCAUCUGGACGGAGCCACACGGAGGGUUUCAGUGGAGGGGACGCAGAGUGGACUGUGAGGGGGGGGUGAUGCCGCUGUCUCCUAUGAACAAUGCCCCUCUGCACCCCCGCCCCCCUCUUCUUAUUCUCAGGCAGGCCCAUUGCAAGGAGAGUCCCGGGACCCUCUCAACCAAGUUUUUCCCCAUGGGAAACAUCCGACGUUAACCCUAGCAUACGUUUGCCAUAUGAACCCCCGUAGAUUUAAAAAAAGGGGGGAAAAUAAAUAGAUUAAAAAACGAAAGGAAAAAAAACUAACUUUGUAUGUAUGCUGAAUGAUGAAAGUUAUGUAAUAGGAGCCUGAUUCUUCUGCGGUGCUUUAACUGUUUGGGACACAUACAUUUUGCACACACUAGCUGUCACUCGCACCUGCACCACCCCGCCCCCGCCCCCCAGGUAUUGACACACAUCCGCACUACCCCAAACCUAAGCAAACGGAUGUGUAGAAAUGGACCACAUUUAGCCAGCACCACCUUUCUGUGUCACCCCCCCCGCCCCCCCUCACCCCCAAAAAAGGGGGGAGCAGAGAUGGGUGUUUACCUGCACAUUCACAUUCUAUGUUCUUCAGAAAAAUCUAAUGCCGUGAAUUAAACUCUUUUGACCGCACGCUGUCAUUAGUAUGACAUCGUUUAGCUGCACUAUGAGAGCCUCGUCAUGUGGAAAGAAACCACUGGGUCCGGCCUGGAUGGAGUCCCCCUAAACUACUGCAACACCCCUGCAUGAAGGACUUCUAACCCCCCAUCAUCACCCAACUCGGUACUAAUUAUGGUUGAGCUCUUAGAGGACAAACAAAAAAACAUUUUUUCAUGUUCCCAUGUAUAUAUAUAUGCAUAUAUAUAUAUAUUAGAAAGUGCUAUAUGCAAAUAGAAAUUAUAAUUUUUCAUUUUACUUCUCCCUAAUAUGCAAAUGGAGUGUAGUGUAACAAUGGUUGCAAUCCUCUGUCACUUUAAUGCUGUACGUGCACAUUGGUUGCUGUGUAGAUGUCGGGUGCCGAGGCAACAGGACCUGACAAUGAUGCGAACUAAUGGUCAUCACUCUGCAGCACCGGCGUGUUCCCAGACCGCCUUGUUCGUUCCGACCAAUCGCAGGGUGCCCUCUUAAGUCCCGGGUCUCAGCCAUUGCCCCAGGCUGACCGUGCUUGACCGCGUUGUCGGACGAAUUCUCGCCGUUCCAUUAUCUUCUGCUUUUCCUUGCUUUUUCUUUCCGUUUCGUUUUUUUUUUCUCUCUUCUGCUGUCAUGUAGGAUUUGGAGCGUGUAAAUGGCAUAAUCAUGUUCACAUUUCACUGUCUGUUGUGUGUAUCUGCUUCAUCAUUCAAAGAGACAAAAAAGUACCUGUUUUCCAGUAUAACCUGUUCAUUUUUAAGAGCCGUAUGAUGCGACACUUGUAGCUGUCACUCUUGGUGCUUGGCUUAUGCUUCAUUGUCUUAAUAUUCCAAAUAAAACUGUUAAGUGUAAUCCACACUGGCCCAUGAUAUAAUAUUGAGUUUGUUUUGUUUUUUAUCUUGCAUUAAGAGUCUUGUAGUUGUAUGGUUGUAUUAGCAGGGUGAGAUUUGUUCAGAGUUUAGGGGGCGAUGGUGGAUAACUGAGACCAGAAGACAUACAUUUCUUAUUUUAAAGUCACAUAUAAGGCGAUAACAACACAUUUCAAACGUGAGUAAGCCUUUGAAUAUUCCCUUUUCAAUUUAAAUAACACAAAAAUAAACUCAAAUUCAUGAAUGAAUGUGACAUUUUUCCAAACUUCUAGGCAUUUAAAACACAAGCAUUCUAGGUAAACAUGUCUUUGAAAGCCAGACACACAACGGCCUGAGUCGCGGCUCUGAAGAUAUGAGGCUGGCUCCUUAUAGUGCAGCGUGUCUGUGGGAGUACGCUACUGCAGGGAAACCUCCCUGGAAAAACCGGGUCUCAAAUCUGUGGGGCCCUCAUUGACGGUGUGUACAGGCGAUAUAGAUGACACGAAGCUUCUUCCAUCACAUACAUUGACAACCACAAACAAAGCAAAAAAGGCAGUUAGAGUGAAAUAUUCAGCUCUCACAGAGAGCAAUGCAAUUACUCAAAACUGAAGAGACUGCAAACCUUUUUGAGUUACAGGUGGUACAAUACCUCCCAAAUUACCUAUAGUGGGCAGCUAUGCUCCCCCCCAAUAGACAGAUAACUCCCAGCAUUCCUCCAGAGCUCAGCCUUACCCACAAUCCACCUGAGCUCAGCAGCAGCUAUGCAGACCGACCAAGCUGCCUGGAACUUCACAGUUAAGUAUUUGUUCAUUUGAAAUGAUGUAUAAAUAGCAUGUGGGUUAUCGGUUUCAAGUUAGCUGCCCGAGGCUUAUGAAUAAUUGAGGAGGGAGAGGGUGAGCUGCCAUACGGGGCAGUAAAAACUUUCUGUGGGCUCAGAGGGACCAACAAAACUGAGCAACAAACUCGUAUAAACUCUCUACAGCCACUGGGUAUCCGCGCUCUGAAAGCAUACCCUCAAGUCUCCCGUUAAAACCCUCGCCGCAAUAGAAGCCAAGCAAUAACUCCGGAGUGGAGAGUUGGAUGUGGGUCACUGGCGGGAGUAGGUGGAUGAAUAUGCAAGAUGAUGAAGUUCUUGUCAGUUUAUCAGGAGGCCAAACCCUCCUGAUAUCAUCUGCGUGUGGCCCAGUCAGCUCUGUCUGAGACGCCUUGUUAUCAGCCGGGCCCACUGUUCGCUCUGCCCUAUCUGUGGCUGGCACAUUUGAGUUGCAGCAAGCGCUUGUUGUUGGCAGCAGCAUCAAAAGACACGGCCAUGGUGAGAAUAGUUGCCCCCCCCCCAUCGAGAUAAAAAGUUUCUUUUUUCCUUUGUUUGCUCCAAUGCCAAGAAUGCUAGCUUGUGUUUUCUAUGCCGCUUGAUAAUGACGAUUUCUCAAAUACCGUGGAUUUUUUAUUCAUUUUAAAGACGCACUUAUUCAACAUACUUUAAAGAUUGCCUAGUUCCAAAUAAGUGCUCUCGCAUUGCAGUGUGCUCGAAAGUUAUUUUGGGUUUUAUCAUGUGGGAAAGUGCAAAGCGUUUUGGUGCUGUGAAACAUUUCCAAAAUGUCAAAUUGAUGCAAUUUAAUCAGUAGUUUGACAUUUUGGGAAGUGAACUUUGGUUUUGUACCAAGAGUUAGAUGAAAAGAUCAAUACCACUCUCGUCUCUACACUUGAUAUGAAGCCUUAGCUUGCAGCCUUUUAGCUUAGCAUAAAGACUAGAGAAGGGGUGUAACUGCUAGCUUGGCUUCGCAGAAAGGUACUUGUAUCUCGCUAAAUCACACACAUGCUACGAAUACAAGUAUAAUCCAUGCACAUGAAUAAAAUGUGUGUGUGAUAUUUAUCUUAGAUGAAAUGUGUCAAUGUGUCAUGUCUCUGUGUCGCAAAGGCGUAGAUGGGCAGAAACACUUUCAUAUUAAAGGAAAAAAAAAGAGACAAACGCUCAAUAACCAAUUGCAUUAAAUUACAGAAGCUUCUCGAAUCGAGGCCUGGCCGGACGUGGACUCAAUACUUUGACUCCUAACAAAAACAAAGUGCAACCAGAAGCCUGUUAGUUUAGCUUAGUACAAAGACAAGGCAAACCGACGAGUCUAAAGAAAAGAAAACAAAGGGAACUCGCUGCUUGACAAUCCUAAUCGCAAUGCUAUGCUAAGCUAAGCUAACUAGCUGCUCCCCGAGCUUCAUGUUAUGCGUGAGAGAGUUGGACAGAUCUUCCAUACAACACUCGGCGAGAAAAUAAUUACACUUGCCAGUAAGCUGAACAAUUUAUUUGAGUUGCAACAUAUUUAGUAAUCAGGUCUUUAUACUUUUGUAUUUUUAACCAGUAAAUCUUUACAGCUUAAAUGUUCCCUCUCUCCUCUAACUCCUGUCUCGCUUGGGAACCAAUAAGGCUUUUCAUUUCCUUCACUUCUCCUGCUCUGAGCCCACAUUUCUCCCAGCGCCCGCAGUGCUAAGCCCAGAGCUCAACGCAGAUACGCACCACAUGGCUGCCUGCAUGUCUCCUGCACGCAAACUGCAGUAACACUGGAAAGAAGAUGAGGGUGAGGAGGAAGAGUGGCAAGUGAGGCACCAGCACAGAGUACGAGACGCUGCUGUUGCUUUUCUGGCAUUGGAGGGUUGCCAAGUCCGUGGCGGCGAAGUGGGCAUUGACCUUCGGGUGACCUUGCACGGAUGCACAUACUGUGCGGGCGUGGCCUCACACAAGGCUCGCGUCCACAUUUCAGAGCUCACAUCCGAGUGGCUCCUCUUCCUCAGGGCCAAUAGUCUG